Molecule: messenger RNA, 624 nt
Organism: Penicillium malachiteum
Lineage: Eukaryota; Fungi; Ascomycota; Eurotiomycetes; Eurotiales; Aspergillaceae
Product: putative 2-hydroxychromene-2-carboxylate isomerase
Exons: 5
Coding region: 1-624 (207 amino acids)
Biological process (GO): glutathione metabolic process
Cellular component (GO): peroxisome; mitochondrion
Molecular function (GO): glutathione peroxidase activity; glutathione transferase activity
Source: RefSeq, a predicted model, not a curated record
AUGGCAACUCCACGCAUCACACUGUUCUUUGACCUUGUCAGCCCUUUCAGUUAUAUCGCAUUCCAUAUUUUGAAGAACUGCCCCGUCUUCUCAAAGUGUCAAAUCGACUACAUUCCUGUAGGAAUACGAGAUUUGUUUCAAAAAUGCCAGAAUAGCCCACCCAUCACUGUGAAAAACAAGGCCCAAUGGAUUAACCGUGAAAGACUGUACUGGUCUCGCCGAUUCGGUGUUCCAAUGUCCGAUGCUAUCCCUGAGGGAUUCCCAGCUCCGACAAGUGAUAUCCAGACUGCGCUGUGUCUCAUUGGACAAGAGUGCCCAGAGAAACUGAGGAGAGAUACCAAGAUCGUUACUCGUGAGAGAUUUAUGGCCGUGAUAGAGAGUCAACUGGGCCAAGAGACCGCGGAACGUAUCAAGAACAAGUUGGAGAACUCGGAUGCAAGCGAGGUCUUGCUCAGCGGUACACAGCGAGCCUUUGACAAUGGAGCCUUUGGGUUGCCGUGGUUUGAAUGUGUCAAUACCGAAGGUAGCAUGGAAGGUUUCUGGGGUAUAGAUCACUUGGGCCGUUUGGCCGACUUCUUGAAGCUUGAUACCAGUUUGGAUCAAGGAUUCCGAACUUUACUCUAA